CUCUCCGAGGCGGGCUGGUACCUAUCUGAUGAAGGGAUUGAUGCGUGCACGAACUCGUCUGACAAAGUCAACAUAAACGAUAUUAUCCUGAUUGCACUUAAUACGGAUUUAAGAGCCAUCGGCAAGAAGUUCCUUCCAAGUGACAUCAACGGUGGAAAAGUGGAAAAGCUAGAAGGCCCCUGCGUCCUCCAGAUCCAAAAAAUACGCAAUAUAGCUGCACCAAAGGAUAAUGAAGAAUCUCAGGCUGCUCCCAGAAUGCUGCGUUUGCAGAUGACGGACGGGCACACAAGCUGCACUGCAGUAGAGUAUAAUUACAUGUCGAAAAUAAGUCUAAACACUCCCCCUGGAACAAAAAUUAAACUGUUGGGAGUCGUGGAGGUGAAAAAUGGCUUCCUCCUCCUGGAUGACAGCAACACGGUGGUUCUUGGAGGCGAAGUGGAACAUCUUAUAGAAAAGUGGGAGUUGCAAAGGAGCUUAUCGAAACACAACAGAAGUAACAUAGGAACAGAAGGUGGACCGCCUCCCUUCGUUCCUUUUGGGCAGAGAUGCGCAUCUCAGCAGCAAGUGGACAGUCGGGAGCUGGACCAGAGAAAAACCCUGCAAACGGCAAGCGUGGCCAAGCCCGUGGGAGACGACGAGUUCGAGAAACAGCGUACGGCAGCCAUCGCAGAGGUGGCCAAGAGCAAAGAGACUAAGACAUUUGGUGGCGGUGGCGGCAGUUCUAGGAGCAAUCUCAUUGUGAGUACGGGAGGGAACCGGAGCAGGGAAGUGUUCCAGAAAGAGAGGACAAAAUCAGAGGGGAAAAACGAAGGCGUCUAUCGAGAACUGGUUGAUGAAAAGGCUCUCAAACACAUAACAGAAAUGGGCUUCAGCAAGGAGGCGGCCAGGCAGGCGCUUAUGGAUAAUGGCAACAACCUUGAAGCUUCGUUGAACUUCCUUCUGAACAGCAAUAAACCAAUAAAUGUUCAAGGGCCACCUCUUCGAGGGAAAGGAAAAGGUAGAGGCCGGAGCCGACCGGAAGAUGAAGAGGAGAUGGGGAGUGCCCGGCCUUCAGCUCCGAGCACGUUGUUUGACUUCCUGGAGUCUAAAAUGGGUACUCUCUCAGUAGAAGAACCAAAGUCGCAGAUAUCAUCGCCGCAUCAGGGACAGUACCGAGCGCUGAACACUGAGCAAAAUGGCAUAAAAGGUUAUAACCAUCAGAGACAUGCUCCUCGAAAUGAGAGACAGCCGAGGAAUGAGAAGCCCCCUCGUUUUCAGAGAGAGAGUCAGAGUUUGAGGCACGUUGGGGAAGGGAGCGGGCUGUUAAGAGCCAAAACUUCCGAAAGGCAAAAUUCCUUGGGCCCUGACCAAUGGACUGAAGAGAGAAAUAAGUGUGAUAGGCUUUAUCCUCAAAAAGAUCUUGUGUACCCGACAGCUGUCCACCCGGGUGACUUUCAUUUCAAGCGGAGGGACAACCCGCUGCAGAACAGACAAGGGAAAGUGGCGUCGUUCAUGGAAAUGAAAGACAACCCGGUUGUUCAAGAUGCACCCGAAAACAACAACCAGAAACCCAGAAGUAGGGAAAAUCAGCUGCAUCAGCCCGACAGUUUCUAUGAUAGGAAAACACUAAUGCUGACCAACGAAACAUUGGCCACCUUAAAAAACGAGCAGCACUUUGGUAUGAACGUGGAGUAUCAAAACCCUGUUAGAACUGAUCGUUUUAGUUCUGUACCAAAUGGCGAUAUGGAACAUUUUCAGAAAGGAAGGAGGGUUGGACCUAUUAAAUUGCCUACACCCAACAUGGCUACAUCAUUUGACGUUAAAAUGUAUUACGAUACUGGUCCCAAGAAGAGAUCGGGGCCCAUUAAGCCAGAGAAAAUGUUGGAACCAUGUAGUUCGGGGGAGUAUGGAAAAAGCUGGCAGCCAGGGGACGAAUGCUUUGCCCUUUACUGGGAAGAUAACAAGUUUUAUCGGGCAGAAAUUGAAGCUCUUCAUUCCUCUGGGACGACCGCAGUUGUUAAGUUCUGUGAUUAUGGAAACUAUGAAGAGGUGUUACUAAGCAACAUCAGGCCCAUUCAAGCUGACACCUGGGAGGAAGAAGAAAUAGCUUACGAACAAACUUUGGAGUUCCGCAGAGGUGGGGACGGACAACCACGGCGGUCGACGCGGCCCACUCAACAGUUUUAUCAGCCUCCAAGAGCUAGGAACUGACAACCAGGAAGUCAAAGG
Euleptes europaea (tarantolino) is the source of this 2208-nucleotide messenger RNA. RefSeq names its product tudor domain containing 3 (gene TDRD3). Lineage: Eukaryota; Metazoa; Chordata; Lepidosauria; Squamata; Sphaerodactylidae. Gene Ontology annotation, molecular function: protein binding. The transcript has 13 exons. The record is from RefSeq and is a predicted model, not a curated record. Gene Ontology annotation, cellular component: nucleus. The coding region runs from base 256 to 2190 and encodes 644 amino acids.